AUGAGUGACGCAGAGACCCGGGGCUGCGGUGCGGCCGGAGCCCUGGGCACGGCAUCAGGAGCUUCCUGGGGUGAUGGUGGUUCCAGCCGCAGCGGGGCAGGCCUGUCCAGUCUGGAGGUCAGGUUCAGCAGUGACCCCAGCCACCCUGUCCAGCAGGGAGAAGCCAGUGCUGCUCCAAGGGCCCAGCUUCAGAGAUUUGUUGUGAGAAUGAAAUGUCAGGACAUGUCAGCUGCUUAG
Molecule: messenger RNA, 237 nt
Organism: Rangifer tarandus platyrhynchus (Svalbard reindeer)
Lineage: Eukaryota; Metazoa; Chordata; Mammalia; Artiodactyla; Cervidae
Source: the annotation of a GenBank genome assembly